AUGUGCUGCAACUACUACGGGAACUCCUAUGGGGGCUGUGGCUACGGCUGUGGCUACGGCUCUGGCUAUGGCUGUGGCUAUGGCUCUGGGUAUGGCUGUGGCUACGGCUCUGGGUAUGGCUGUGGCUAUGGAUCCAGAUAUGGCUGUGGAUAUGGCUCUGGAUACGGCUGCGGCUACGGCUCUGGCUAUGGCUGUGGCUAUGGCUCUGGGUAUGGCUGUGGCUACGGCUCUGGGUAUGGCUGUGGCUAUGGCUGUGGCUAUGGCUCUGGGUAUGGCUGUGGCUAUGGAUCCAGAUAUGGCUGUGGAUAUGGCUCUGGAUACGGCUGUAGCUACGGCUCUGGCUAUGGCAGUGGCUGCUGUACCUUCCGACCAUGCUGCUACCGACGAUGCUAUUCCUCUUGCUGCUAG
Molecule: messenger RNA, 408 nt
Organism: Myotis daubentonii (Daubenton's bat)
Lineage: Eukaryota; Metazoa; Chordata; Mammalia; Chiroptera; Vespertilionidae
Product: keratin-associated protein 21-1-like
Exons: 1
Coding region: 1-408 (135 amino acids)
Source: RefSeq, a predicted model, not a curated record